Labeo rohita (rohu) is the source of this 5381-nucleotide messenger RNA. Its product is annotated as NACHT, LRR and PYD domains-containing protein 12. The coding region runs from base 132 to 2843 and encodes 903 amino acids. The transcript is spliced from 9 exons. Gene Ontology annotation, molecular function: protein binding. The record is from RefSeq and is a predicted model, not a curated record. NCBI's taxonomy places the organism in Eukaryota, Metazoa, Chordata, Actinopteri, Cypriniformes, Cyprinidae. Gene Ontology annotation, cellular component: cytoplasm.
UACUUUGAUGCCAUACCAUACGUCAAAGUGACGUGACGUCGGCGCUGUCUCAAGUCGGAUACAAUUUGUAAAAACUUGCAUGCAGCAGGCACAACUUCAAGUCAGCCGCCGAUCGGUCUGAGCAGCGCUGCAUGAAGUCGAACACACCUCUGGACAUCCGCAAACUUCAGGAUUUCUCACGAUUGUUGGGAUCUGCAGCCAUGCACAGCGAGAUUUCAUAUGAUGUGCAGCAAAUGCAUAAGGAGACUUUGAGAAGCUCUGUGCUGAACUCAACUCUACCCAAUUCUCUUUUGGGAGGUCAGCCUGUGGGAAAGGUGAUUCAGAGAGGCCACUACACGCCCCUCUCAGUGAAUGCAUAUGACGGCGACCGUGCACGGGUUAAUAAAGCAGACUGGGAAGCUUUAGAGGAUGUCAUAUCUCGAGAGUUUCCUCCAGGAUCUGAAGGCCGACGACUGGUUCUGUAUGGUGGUGUUGGAAUGGGUAAGACUACCGCGGUAGAGAAGGUCAUUUGGGAUUGGACGGCAGGUACACGACUGCAACAUUAUACGCUCCUCAUGCGAGUGCCUGUUUGGGAGCUGGCGACUCUUGAGGCGAAAGCAGAGAGUUUGCAAAGCAUGUUGGGCCGCAUAUACACUCACAUCUCCACAGAGAUUCUCAGCGAUGCUCUACGGCGGCCUCAGUCGUUGCUUCUUGUGCUUGAUGGACUGGAGCAGUUGCAGCACCUUCUAUGCACGCCAUCAUCCUCAUCCAUAUGUGACGUACAAGAAGAAGCGACCGGCUCUGUUUUGCUACAUAGUCUACUUCACGGAUCUCUGCUUGCUGAAGCUUCGAUGCUGAUCACGUCCCGAGAGCCAGUCCAGUCUUUAAGAUGCUUUGAGGUGGUUGGGUUCUCCCAGACCCAGAGGAGAACGUUUUUCCAGCAGUUCUUUAGCGAAGGAGGCCAAGCAGAGAGACUUUUUCGCCAAUGUGAGCAGGUGUUGGGAGUGUACGAGCAGUGUUUUCGUCCGGCCUUCUGCUGGACGCUUUGCAAUGUGUUUAAAACUCAGUUAGAGAGUAAAAACACCCCACCUGAGACUCUUACUCACCUGCUCUGCAUUAUUACACACAUGCUCUUGCAGAACCAGAAAAUGCAUGCAGAACAAACCAGAGCACUUUUGACCAGUUUGGGAAAACUUCCUGACCAGUCUGGUCUGGGAUCUUUUCUCCACCACCCUGUGCUUUCUGCUUUCUUGUGCAUCAGUGGUGAUGUCGCUUCCCCUGAUACCACCUUCUCCUUCCUGUCUCCAGUGAUGCAAGAGUUCUUAUUGGCCGCCUCUUUUUAUCUCGACCAAUCCGUGCUGGAGAUCUCAGACAAGCGCUCGGACCUCUACUACACAUUUCUAGCAGGGCUGUCGGACUCAGUCCAGUGUAAACCGAUAGAAGACUAUGUGGGAAAGUUCGAUGAAAGCCGAAUGUCUGUGUUCUCUCAGUGGUUGGUGGGACAUGCUUCUAGGGUGUUGCAAGAUGGUGAUGUAACGAAGCACUACUGUGUUUUUCGGCUUCUGCAACAUGCACGCAACUCAUCUCUGGUCAAAGAAAGCAUUAGUAAGAGCCUGUUGAAAGCUUGGUGCUAUCGCUCCAUGCAGGAGCCCGACUGCGCUGCGCUGUCAUAUGUAGUGAGCUGCGUGGGAGAAAUGGAGGACAUGAACCUGUACAGAGCAGAUCUAACAAGCGAACAGGCCGAGAAACUUAUACCAGCAUUACGGCUGUCGAAAAGCAUUGGUCUGUCGCAGAGUUGUCUCAGUUUGGCCGCCGUCACUCACCUGUCAACAGCGCUGGCUGAUGGACGGACGGUAACGCUGGAUCUUUCACACUCCAGAUUGGAAAAAGAGUCGGUCAAAACCCUCUUCCAUGCUCUCUCACGCUCCGCGCUGGAGUCACUCAACUUGUGUGGAUGUUCACUGGCUCCAGCUGAUUGCGAAGCUCUGGCUCAGAUGCUCUCUGGAGGCUCACGACUGCGUGUGCUCAGUCUGCGUGGGACUGAUGUGGAAGAUCAAGGCUUUAUUCAUCUCAGCAGUGCACUGGAGAACUGCAGACUACUGGAAAUCGAUCUGUCUUUGUGUUCACUGACGGCGGCAUCCAUUCCUGCGCUGUCUUCAGCUCUGAACAGCGGCUUUUCAGAGCUGAGGAAGCUAAACCUGAACCAGAACACAGUGACGGAUGAUGGGAUGGAGCUGAUCUCACAAGUUUUGACGAAAGGCCGCCUCAACUCAUUGAAUGUGUCUGACUGUGAGUUGACUGGCUCCUGCUGCUCUUCUCUGGCAGCUGCCCUCCAAUCAGAAAACUGCCGUCUGUCUGAGCUGAAUCUGUCCAUAAAUGAACUCGGCCAAUCAGGAGCGCUGCAGAUAUGUGAAGCACUGAUGUCUCCUAAAUGCACACUGGAAAUAUUGGAAAUGAGCAGAUGUGAGCUGACUGAGGAGGUGUUUCGAGCACUGAGGAGUGUUUUGACGUCUGGCGUGUCAAAGCUCAUCAGGCUCUCGUUAGGAGUGAACAGCGUAGGCGAUGCUGGAGCCAAACACAUUUGGGAGGCGCUGAGACACAAACACUGCAAACUACAGUACCUGGAUCUGGAUAUGGUGUCGCUCACAGAUGCUUGUGUCGAGGACUUGUGUGAAUCUGUUGCUGCCAGUAGCACUUUAUCGACUCUCAUCCUGAAGAACAAUGUAAUGACGGAUUCCUCCGUACCACGAUUGGUCAAAUUAAUGCUGGAUCGUCCACAAAUGGCCGAGCUAAAUCUGCAGUAUAAUGACUUCAGUGAAGAUGUUUUUGAGCUGAUGGACACGUGCCAAAAUAUUGUUUAUUAGAGAAACACAUCUCAGGUUCGAUCACCUGCAUAUUUAUCUGCAUAAAAAAAAUUGUUUUUAUAAAUUUACUACCAGUCAAAAGUUUUUGAACAGUAAGAUUUUUAAUGUUUUUUAAAUAAGUCUCUUUUGCUCCCUAAGCCUGCAAUUAUUUGAUCAGCAGUGCAGCAAAAACAGUAACAUUUUGAAAUAUUUUUUAAGGCUGUUGACUUUUGUUAAGUGUAAAAUUAAUGUGCUUUUAUUAAUGCAUAUUCUAUUUUAUUUUAUUCUUCAAGACCAAAAGACAAAAUGACUCCCUCUAGUUUUUACAGACAGUUUUAUACAGUGACACAUUGCUUCUUUAACCAAGUAUUAUAAAAUAGUAUUUAUAUAGGAAAUAUGUGACCUUGGACCACAAAAACAGUCUUAAGUAUCACGGGUAUAUUUGUAGCAAUAACCAAAAAUACAUUGUAUGGGUCAGAAUUAUAGAUUGUUCUUUUAUACCAAAAAUCAUUAGAAUAUUAAGUAAAGAUCAUGUUCCAUGAAGACAUUUUGUAAAUUGCUAAGCAUUGAUAAGAACUUCAUUUGGACAACUUUAAAGGAGAUUUUCUCAAUAUUUCGAUUUUUUUUGCACCCUUAUACUGCCAAAUACUGUCCUAUCCUAACAAAUCCACACAUCAAUGGAAAGCUUAUUUAUUCAUCUUUCAGAUGAUAUAUAAAUCUCAAUUUUAAUAAAAUGGACCCUUUUGUUUUUGCCCCCAUUUUUCAUGAGCUGAACUCAAAGAUCUAAGACUUUUUCUAUGUACACAAAAGGCCUGUUUCUCUGUUCACAAAUCUGUCUAAAUCUGUGUUAGUGAGCACUUCUCCUUUGCUGAGAUAAUCCAUCCACCUCACAGGUGUGGCUUAUCAAGAUGCUGAUUAGACAGCAUGAUUAUUGCACAGGUGUGUCCUAGGCUGGCCACAAUAAAAGGCCACUCUAAAAUGUGCAGUUUUAUCACACAGCACAAUGCCACGGAUGUGGCAAGUUUUGAGGGAGCGUGCAAUUGUCAUGCUGACUGCAGGAAUGUCCACCAGAGCUGUUGCCCGUGAAUUAAAUGUUCAUUUCUCUACCAUAAGCCGUCUCCAAAGGCGUUUCAGAGAAUUUGACAGUACAUCCAACCGGCCUCACAACCGCAAACCACGUGUAACCACACCAGCCCAGGAACUCCAGGUCCAGCAUCUUCACCUCCAAGAUCGUCUGAGACCAGCCACCCGGACAGCUGCUGCAACGAUUGGUUUGCAUAACCAAAGAAUUUCUGCACAAACUGUCAGAAACCGUCUCAGGGAAGCUCAUCUGCAUGCUCGUCUUCCUCAUCGGGGUCUCGACCUGACUGCAGUUUGUUGUCAUAACUGACUUGAGUGAGCAAAUGCUCACAUUUAAUUGCAUCUAGCACUUUGGAGAGGUGUUUUCUUCACGGAUGAACCCUGGUUUUCACUGUAAAGGGCAGAUGGCAGAAAUUGUGUAUGGCGUUGUGUGGGUGAGCGGUUUGCUGAUGUCAGCGUUGUGGAUCAAGUGGCCCAUGGUGGCGGUGGGGUUAUGGUAUGGGCAGGCGUAUGUUAUGGACAACGAACACAGGUGCAUUUUAUUGAUAGCAUUUUGAAUGCACAGAGACACCGUGACGAGCAUCGACUAUUACCUCGUUGCAGCAUGAUAAUGUACGGCCCCAUGUUGCAAGGAUCUGUACACAAUUCCUGGAGGCUGAAAACAUCCCAGUUCUUGCAUGGCCAGCAUACUCACCGGACAUGUCACCCAUUGAGCAUGUUUGGGAUGCUCUGGAUCGGCGUAUAUGACAGCGUGUUCCAGUUCCUGCCAAUAUCCAGCAACUUCGCACAGCCAUUGAAGAGGAGUGGACCAACAUUCCACAGACCACAAUCAACAACCUGAUCAACUCUGUGCGAAGGAGAUGUGUUGCACCGCAUGAGGCAAAUGGUGAUGAUACUGACUGGUUUUCGGACCCCCCCGGGACCCCCCAAUACAGUAAAACUUCACAUUUUAGAGUGCCCUUUUAUUGUGGCCAGCCUAAGGCACACCUGUACAAUAAUCAUGCUGUCUAAUCAGCAUCUUGAUACGCCACACCUGUGAGGUUUAGCUCAGGAAAAAUGGGGGAAAAAACAAAAGUGUUGCAUUUAUAAUUUUGGUCAGUGUAUAUAAAAAAAGCUUGAAAACAAUAGAUAUAAUGUUCAAAUUUAAGAUUAAAAAGUAGGUUCUUUCUGGUUGUGAAGAAUCAAUUACUUCAUUUUAAAUUGUGCCUUAAUUGUUCAAAUUUUUUGGGGCCACUGUAAAUCAUUCAGACUGUCAUGUCUGCUUCUUACGCAUACUGUACAUUCCUAAAAAUACUAUUUAUUCCACCAAAUGACUGUCUGAAAGAACUAGACAGCUUGAGCUCACAGACACAGUGAUUUAUUUCACAGUAUAUAUUGAGUACAUUCAUUUCAGUGUGAUUUUGAGAACGAUUCACUCACUUUAGUGGCACUUAAAGAGGAGCGCUCUGUCUGACAUUUGAGGCUUUUCUGCAGAAUAAA